Molecule: messenger RNA, 1220 nt
Organism: Orbicella faveolata
Lineage: Eukaryota; Metazoa; Cnidaria; Anthozoa; Scleractinia; Merulinidae
Biological process (GO): protein refolding; response to heat
Cellular component (GO): cytoplasm; nucleus
Source: RefSeq, a predicted model, not a curated record
UCAACAGUUCACCAAGUUUUCAGAGAAGGCAAACAAGACAAAAGAGAAAAAUAUCAAGAGAAGUCCUAGACAGCAUGGCUCUCGUAUUCAGAUUUCCAAGCUAUCAUCCAUGCAGCUACUACAACCGAGCUCACAGAGGCUAUGACUUUUUCCACGAUCUAUGGAAAGAGAUCGCCCGCCCUUACGAACAGCAAGCACGAAAUUCUGAUCAGGGACCAACAAAGAUUGCCUCUGUACCGCUGAGUCAUUACAAACCUGAAGAAAUCUCGCUUGAGGUGGAUAACGAAAAGGUCAUCUUACAUGGCUUGCAUCAAUUCGAACGAGAAGAUGGAUUCGAGAAAAGCGAGUUCAAGAGAGUGUUCAGACUACCUCAGGGUAUAGAUCCAAAAACAGUCAAGUCACGCACUAGCCGAGAUGGCUGCGCUCUCGUAAUCGAGGGCAAGAAACAGGUGGAGGAAAAAGUUGACGAAGGGAAAUUUGAGGCCAAGUUAGAUUUCAGUGGUUUUAAACCAGAAGAGAUCAAGAUCCAACUCCGCGGAAAUGAGUUGAACAUCACUGGGAAACACCUCUCGGAGCGUGACGAUUUCUACCUGUCACGUGACUACAGUCGUCGUAUUCUGCUGCCCGAUGACGUUGAUCUAAGCUCAGUGACGUCACACUUGUCGAAAGAAGGCCUGCUGACCAUAGAAGCAUCACGUGAUCCAGCUUUGCUGCCGCACGAGAGAUCCGUUGACGUCACCAUGGAAACAUGUACAGCAGACGAGGAAUUAGGCGAGGAGCCAAAACAGACAACGAGCACAGACUCAGGAGAACCUGCAAGCGAAUGAGACAAAAAGGAAAUGUAGCUUGAAGAGUGAAGUAGAUAUUCAAAUUGAUUGAAUCGAACUGAGUUAUUAUUGUUUCGAAGCAAUUAUUUAGUUUUGCCCAGUUUCAUUGUAAUGUUCAUAAAUACAUUAGCGUUCGAUCUGGAAAAAAUACCUUUGCCUCUUUCAUACGACAGACUACAGCAAAUGAAAGAUUGAACUUCUGAUUAAUCAAUAAUAAUGUAAAUGUUAUUAAUAUGAAUAAUAAUAUUAACAUGAUUUCUGUAUUAUUUUUAUUUUGAAUUUUUAUGUCUCAAUCCUUUGGAUCUUGCAGACUGUGUUCUUGACAGCAGCAUGAUCAAUUUAAUUUAUACAAAACGAACUGAUAAAAUAAAUUUUCCAAAUCAAUAUAAUAUU